AUGACUGGUUCUAAUGAAUUUAAGCUAAACCAAGCCCCUGAGGAUGGGAUUUCCGCUGUUAAGUUCAGCCCAAACACCUCUCAGUUCUUAUUGGUCUCUUCCUGGGAUUCCUCAGUCCGCCUGUAUGAUGUUCCUGCAAACACCAUGAGACUGAAAUACCAGCAUGCUGGUCCUGUCCUAGACUGUGCUUUCUAUGAUCCUACUCAUGCUUGGAGUGGUGGUCUGGAUCAUCAGCUAAAGAUGCAUGACUUGAAUACGAUGCAGGAGAAUAUGGUUGGGAAUCAUGACGCCCCCAUUCGUUGUGUUGAGUUCUGCCCGGAGGUAAAUGUUAUGGUUACUGGGAGCUGGGACCAGACGGUGAAAUUAUGGGACCCGCGGACUCCAUGCAAUGCCGGAACCUUCUCUCAGCCAGAUAAGGUGUAUACACUGUCUGUGUCUGGGGACAGGCUAAUUGUGGGUACAGCUGGCCGAAGGGUGCUGGUGUGGGAUCUGAGGAACAUGGGUUACGUACAACAGAGGCGUGAAUCAAGUCUUAAGUACCAAACACGCUGUAUCAGAGCUUUCCCAAAUAAACAGGGCUAUGUGCUGAGCUCCAUCGAAGGAAGAGUUGCCGUUGAGUAUUUGGACCCGAGCUUGGAAGUUCAGAAGAAAAAAUACGCCUUCAAAUGUCACCGAUUGAAAGAGAACAACAUUGAGCAAAUCUAUCCAGUCAAUGCAGUUUCCUUCCACAGUGUACACAACACCUUUGCCACAGGUGGCUCAGAUGGCUUUGUCAAUAUUUGGGAUCCUUUCAACAAAAAACGCCUGUGCCAAUUCCACCGCUACCCGACCAGCAUCGCCUCCCUGGCCUUCAGCAACGACGGCAGUACUCUGGCAAUUGCUGCCUCCUACAUGUACGAAAUGGAUGACAUUGAACACCCUGAAGAUGGUAUCUUCAUACGGCAAGUGACAGACGCUGAGACAAAGCCCAAGUGA
Messenger RNA from Staurois parvus, 975 nucleotides. The record is from the annotation of a GenBank genome assembly. NCBI's taxonomy places the organism in Eukaryota, Metazoa, Chordata, Amphibia, Anura, Ranidae.